CGGGGGGCGGGGCAGGGCUAGCCGGGGAGUGACGCGGAUUGGUCCGGUGCCGGGGCUUCGCAGAGCCGAGCGCGUCCGGGAGCCGGCCGCCUCAGGGAUGGACGAAACUAGCCCCCUGGUGUCCCCGGAGCGGGCCCACCCCCCGGACUACACGUUCCCAUCGGGCCCGGGCCCGGGCGCUCACUUCCCUCAGGUGCCCGGGGCCGUGGUGCGGGUGGUGCCGCCGUCCGGCCUGGGGCCGUCGCCGCCGGGCUCCCCGUGCCGGGACCGGGAGCGGCAGCCGCUGCUGGAGCGGGGCCCGGGCGGGGCGCGGGGCGCCGCGGUCCAGGCGCAGGCCCAGGCCGUGGCGGCCCAGGCUCAGGCCCUGGCGGCCCAGGCCCACGCGGCGGCGCAGGCGGCGCAGGCCCAGCGGGAGCGGAACGAGUUCCCGGACGACCCCGAGUUCGGCGAAGUGGUGCGGCUGGCGGAGCUGGCGAGCGAGCGCGGCAUCUACCCCGAGCGCAUCUACCAGGGAUCCAGCGGCAGCUACUUCGUCAAGGACCCCCAGGGGAAAAUCAUUGGUGUCUUCAAACCUAAGAAUGAAGAGCCAUAUGGGCAUCUUAACCCCAAGUGGACCAAAUGGCUGCAGAAACUGUGCUGCCCCUGCUGCUUUGGCCGUGAUUGUCUUGUCCUCAAUCAGGGUUAUCUCUCAGAGGCAGGGGCCAGUUUGGUGGACCAAAAACUGGAACUCAAUAUUGUACCCCGUACUAAGGUAGUAUAUCUGGCUAGUGAGACCUUCAACUACAGUGCCAUUGACCGAGUGAAGUCCAGGGGGAAGCGACUCGCCCUAGAAAAAGUGCCAAAAGUUGGACAGCGGUUCAACCGAAUCGGGCUCCCACCCAAGGUUGGUUCGUUCCAGCUCUUUGUUGAAGGCUACAAGGAUGCUGACUAUUGGCUGCGACGAUUUGAGGCAGACUCACUGCCUGAGAACACGAAUCGGCAGCUGCUGCUUCAGUUUGAGCGGUUGGUGGUACUAGAUUACAUCAUCCGAAACACUGAUAGAGGCAAUGACAAUUGGCUGAUCAAAUAUGAUUGUCCGAUGGAUAAUUCCAGCUACCGGGACACAGACUGGGUAGUGGUGAAGGAGCCUGUUAUCAAACUGGCUGCCAUAGACAAUGGGCUGGCUUUCCCUCUGAAGCAUCCUGACUCCUGGAGGGCGUAUCCUUUUUAUUGGGCUUGGCUGCCCCAAGCCAAAAUUCCAUUUUCCCAGGAAAUCAAAGACCUGAUCCUUCCAAAGAUAUCUGAUCCUAAUUUUAUCAAGGACCUGGAAGAGGACCUGUAUGAGCUCUUCAAGAAAGAUCCCGGUUUUGACAGGGGCCAGUUUCACAAGCAGAUUGCUGUCAUGCGGGGACAGAUCUUGAAUCUAACUCAGGCCCUGAAAGACAAUAAGAGCCCCCUUCAUCUAGUCCAGAUGCCACCUGUGAUUGUGGAGACAGCCCGGUCCCACCAACGGAGCUCCAGCGAGUCUUACACACAGAGCUUUCAAAGCCGGAAGCCAUUUUUCUCCUGGUGGUAGCCCUGCGGACGAAUGAGAUGCUGUGUCAGACUUGGGGACUGGGAGGGAGCCUGGGGAGCAGCUUUUGAGAUAAGCCAGCGAAGCAGGUGAAAUCAUAUACUUAAGAGCCCUCCCCCUCUGGUAGAGCCAAAGAGCUUUGCAAAAUAUGGGGAGAACCACCACCAGACAUACUGGGGCAGUCUUAGUCCCUGGUGUUGCCUUUUACAUUCUGGGUAAGGUCAGAAUUCUGCAGGGGAACGGUCGGGGUACUAGGGAAGGAGCACCUCAUCUAACUUCACCCAGCUGUGGGUUUUGAAAUGCAUCAUCCCAGAUACUCUUCUCUGUUGCAGUUCCCUAUCACUUACUAUAUUCUGCAUCAGAAAACAAAAACAAAAACAAAACUCCAAAACUUUAGCCACAAUAUCCUGACAGAACAUUAUCUCUCAAAAACAUACACAACAUUUUAUAUCAGUUCAGAAAUAACUUUGGAUGAUUCAGAGCCUAUGUGCCCUUUGUAUUCUUGUCCUAAGGACUGUGGAGGUGAGAGGUUGUGUCACAAUGCAUCAAACUAGAUAAUAUUUCUGAGACUGUGAGCUGAAAAGUUUUGACGCUGUCUUUUCCUGCCCACUAGAAAGUCCCUUCUUUUCCUUUUUCACCUUACCAGUGGCAAAUAGUCUGCCUCACAGUCUACUGGCAUGUUUGUGUUUUUAUUUUUAUGAAGUCCAUUUUAACUUUAGGCUCUUAGGCAGCUUUGUCUAAGCCCACAUGGACCCUACUGGCUCUUAGCCCUGCAGUGGACCUGACCCCUCUAGCUCAGGCCUGUUAGGCAACUGUGUCUCAAGCAGAGGCAGGAGUCGAUAGACUUGUCGUUAUGAAAUGGAGCCACCUUCCCAGCAUUUAGCUCCUCAUAUGGCCUGAUGUGUUCAUUGGGAGUCCUAGUGGACUUGUCUUUACGACUGCUUAAACUUAGUGGACCUUGCUUUAUUUGGUCUGGCAUCCUUCCCCAUAUUUCUAUCUCAGCCCUAACUUUCGUGAAUGUUUGGCCCUAGCAACUAAAGUAAACUUCCUUUCCCUCACCAAGCUUGAAUCUCAGCUCCCUGAUGUGUUCUUAGGCUUUUUAAUUCUUUCCCAGCUCUUUUCUCAGAAGAGUAGGCUCGUCCUUGAGAAAGCUUCUUAUUCUGCCAUUUGCUUCAACCUGCCUACAUUUCAUGCCUAGCCUUGGCUCUUAGGGUAAGGAUUUAAGUUCCUCCUUUUACUGGCUAUUAGUGCCUCAUCCACUCCACUAUCCUGUUCCUAUUGUCCUUUCCUGGGGAAGAAGGUAUAAGAGAUUCAAGAAAAAAAUUAGGAUUUUAUUUUAAUCCUUCAUUGUUUUCAUUGUAUAACAAUGCUUUUCAGAGUGGAACAGCAGGAAGUAAGUGAUGGUCAUUUUUUGUUGUUGUUGUUCCAUCUCUUUCCUUCUGUUAGACAGUUUUGCCUUUUUUUUUUUUAAGAAAGCAAACCCCAAAGGAAGGAGUUCUUCACUGCCUCCCCCAGUGGUCUGCCUUCAGUGACCAUUCCUCAACAGCUGUCCUUGCCCAGACCUUGGAUUCCUUUCCAUGCAGUUCUUUGAUGGUACUGUGGAAUACAGCAUAUUCCUUACAGCGAUUGACUUCUUUUUGUAAGGAUGGCAUAUCAUACUCUACAACUAUGUGGGUUUCAGCACCCUCCCUGUCACAAACAGCAGAAUUAACCUUGCAAAGAAAUUAUCUUGAUGGUUUGUCCAGUAACCAAAGAAGGUAGUGCUCUCAAAGCUUGUCCAGUUUCUUCUUCUUCAGCGGCAAGGAUAAGAAGAACCAACCGCCAUAGGAUUUUUAUUCUCUAUUAGGAAGAGUACAUAAGUUCAUCUGCAUGGCCCCAAGGACAGGGACAACCUAGCUCUCUAGCACUGACAAUCCCAAUCAGCAAUCCUGUCCUGAUUCUCAGGCUGGGUGACAUGCAUUUGAAAAUAAGUGACCUAUACUGCAAAGGUGGGUGAUUCCCAUAGAGACUAGAGGUUUCUAUUGCUGAUUUGCCCAAUUCUGUGGAAACUAGAACCGAGCUCCAAACUCUGCAGCUAAAAAGGCCUUUUGGAGGAAAAUGAUUUUUGCUUAUGAUGUGUAUAUUUUAUUAUAGAUACACAUGCAUAUGUCAAGUUCCCUCUCUACCCAUUCCCCCAGGAGGAUGGAGAGAACCCUUGAAGAUUUAAGAUGGGGAUGGCUAAAUCCUUAAAUUGUUUUUCCUGUUUAAGAUGAGAAGAGGAUGAGAAGAAAAUUGAGACAGGGGAGGAAGUUAGUUCCUGUUCCCUGGAAGUGAUUAGAAUGUAGGAUCUCUUCCCAGCUCCUAGAAAUUUAAAUCUGAAUGGGCUGGAAGAAACCAGAGAUCCUGCAGGAGUCUUCUGAAUAGAAUGGUACAAACUGAUUCUCUUGCUGGCAGGGGGCGUCCCCCAAGCAAUGAAGAGAAAAGAAUUGGAGUCCUGGUUACCGUGAUUGCUGCUGCCCCCAUGUAUUGUUCUAAUGCACUGUAGAAACUGUAUGUAAUGUAUUUAUAACAAUGCAGAUGUACAAAUAACAUGAAUUCAGUUCCA
Molecule: messenger RNA, 4136 nt
Organism: Sarcophilus harrisii (Tasmanian devil)
Lineage: Eukaryota; Metazoa; Chordata; Mammalia; Dasyuromorphia; Dasyuridae
Gene: PI4K2A
Product: phosphatidylinositol 4-kinase type 2 alpha
Exons: 9
Coding region: 98-1555 (485 amino acids)
Biological process (GO): phosphatidylinositol phosphate biosynthetic process; endosome organization; Golgi organization
Cellular component (GO): trans-Golgi network; endosome; plasma membrane
Molecular function (GO): 1-phosphatidylinositol 4-kinase activity
Source: RefSeq, a predicted model, not a curated record